Micropterus dolomieu (smallmouth bass) is the source of this 3020-nucleotide messenger RNA. It is a transcript of the gene cnksr2a, whose product is annotated as connector enhancer of kinase suppressor of Ras 2a. The record is from RefSeq and is a predicted model, not a curated record. Gene Ontology annotation, biological process: regulation of signal transduction. Lineage: Eukaryota; Metazoa; Chordata; Actinopteri; Centrarchiformes; Centrarchidae. The coding region runs from base 1 to 2865 and encodes 954 amino acids. Gene Ontology annotation, molecular function: protein binding. Gene Ontology annotation, cellular component: membrane; cytoplasm. The transcript has 25 exons.
AUGGCGCUGGUGAUGGAGCCGGUGAGCAAAUGGAGCACGAGCCAGGUGGUGGACUGGAUGAAAGGUCUGGACGACUGCUUGCAGCAAUAUGUGUGUGUGUUUGAGCGCGGGGGUGUGUGCGGGGAGAGGCUGCUGAGGAUUAGCCACGCCGAGCUGGAGGAGCUGGGAGUUUCUCGCAUCGGACACCAGGAGCUCAUUCUGGAGGCUGUGGACUUGCUCUGUGCUCUGAACUCAGGUCUGGAGACGGAGAGCGUCAGGACUCUGGCUCACAAACUCGGCGCCUCGGCCAAAAAUCUACAGAACUUCAUUUCCGGCCGCCGCCGCAGCAGCCAAUCAGAGAGCAGGACCUCGCGCCGGCUCCCCAAUGAUCUGCUGACCUCCGUGGUUGACCUCAUCACAGCCGCUAAGAGCCUGCUGGCCUGGCUGGACAGGUCUCCCUUUGCUGCAGUGGCAGACUACUCAGUAACCCGAAAUAAUGUCAUUCAGCUCUGCCUGGAGCUCACCACCAUUGUACAGCAGGACUGUACGGUGUUUGAGACUGAGAACAAAAUCCUUCAUGUGUGCAAGACUCUGUCGGAGGUGUGUGAGCACAUCGUGUGCGUGUCGUCAGACCCGCUGGUUUCUCAGUCAGCCCACCUCGAACUGGUUCACCUCACCAACAUCAAACCCUCUGAAGGCCUGGGGAUGUACAUCAAGUCAACCUAUGACGGCCUCCAUGUGAUCACAGGAACUACUGAAGGGUCUCCAGCUGACCGCUGUAAGAAGAUCCAUGCAGGGGAUGAAGUCAUUCAAGUCAAUCACCAGACUGUGGUGGGCUGGCAGUUGCGUAACCUGGUCGGCUCGCUGAGGGCCGAUAAAGGCAUUGUGUCCCUGACCCUGAAGAAGCGUCCGCAGAGCACGCUCAGCUCUGCCCCUGCACUGCUGAAGAACAUGCGUUGGAAACCCCUAGCUCUGCAGCCAACCAGAAGCCCAGGCAGCGGUUCGGCCACACCCUCUGGCACACCCACCAAGAGCUCUGCCCUCCAGGAUCUUCACAUCCCUCCUCCACCUGCUGAGCCAUACACACCAAGAGAUGAGACCGGAGCCUUGUCUGGAGAUGAGGUAUCUCGCAACCACAGUGGCGUCAGCGUUGCCAAGCGCUCUGAGUCACCAAACUCCUUCCUGGAUCAAGAGACUCGCCGGCGAGAAGAGGAAGAGCCCGUGUACUGCACCACGCCCACAUAUGGCAGGCUGAGGCCCAUCUCCAUGCCUGUGGAGUGUAACUGGGUGGGCGACUAUGAAGAUCCAGCCAAGCUUAACAGAGAAAGUCGCAGAGAAGCAUCACUGAUGCGUUACGUAGGACUGUCUGGCGUGGACGAGAGGAUCGGCUCUGAUGACUACUCGUCCCACACAGCUCGUCCGGGCAAGCGGUCCAAUGACACGGCCAAACGCGCCAAGAGGCGGAGCCACCACAGCCAAAGCCCCUCCCACUAUGUCCUCCAGACAAGCCAGAGAGAAUCUCCACCGAGAGACCCCGCCUCCAUUUAUCACACAUACCAACAGUCCUCCUCUCUGCAGUCAAAGACCAAGAAGAAGAAUAAAGGACGGAGUUUGGCCUCCCUGAGUCGGAGGCGUGUCUCCUGCAAGGCGCUGGGCAGAGGAGACUGUGAGGGCUGGCUGUGGAGAAAGAGAGAUGCAAAGGGUUACUUCUCUCAGAAGUGGAAGAAGUACUGGUUUGUGCUGAAGGACAACUGCCUGUACUGGUACAUCAAUGAGGAGGAUGAGAAGGCAGAGGGUUUUGUUAGUCUUCCAGAGUUUAAGAUCGACCGGGCCAGCGAAUGUCGCAAGAAGUAUGCUUUCAAAGCAUGUCACCCCAAGGUCAAGAGUUUCUACUUUGCAGCAGAUGGAGUGGAUGACAUGAACAGAUGGCUGAGUCGUCUCAACAUGGCUGCUGUGGGCUACGCCGAGCGUGAGAGGAUACGCCAGGAGCAGGAUUACUGGAGCGAGAGUGAACAUGAGGAAGACACCACCUCCAGCCCCAAACAGGACAGUCCCCCACCUCCAUACGAUACCUACCCACGGCCUCCAUCUAUGAGUGCCUACUUGGAAGGCCGGACCACUCGACUGUCUUCCACGGAGACGUCACGGUCUCGCUCUUCGCAGGAGGACUUCCUCUGUGGCGACCCCCCCGCGGUGGCUGCAGAGCCGCAGUACCAUCCUGGUCCUCUAGGGGGAGGGACCACGCACAGUGGGAGAAAGCCCGGAGGCAGCAGCAGCAGCGACGUGCAGUACAGAUGUGAUCCUGUGGAGUACCGGUCCAGUCCCGCAGGGGGCAGCAGUGAGACGGGGUCUCCGGGCCGCUCUUCCUCAUCUCAGAGACGUUCCUGGCAGGACCUGAUUGAGACACCACUGACUGAGGCUGGACUGCACUACCUACAAACUGGACCACUAGAGGACGCCGUCUUCGCCGAGCCCGGUCCGGGCGGUGGGACUAUGAUGGCCGGAGCAGUUUACACUCUUCCUGCACAGAGGAAUGUCCCUUUGCCCGUGGCGAUGCAGAGGCUGAUUCCUAUGGCAACCCAGGGAGGGAAACCUCGCAGCUUCACACUUCCACGAGACAGCAACCUACACACACUCCUCGCUCCCCCUGCGAAAGAACAGCAAACGCACAACGGCGGCAGCGAGGGCGCAUCCCUGGGCGACCUGUUUCGGGCGUGCGAGCAGGGCGGGGUGUGUCCUCUAGGCCGCGGGUCUGAGGGCAAAGGUCAGUCAGAGUUCAGGCAGUCCUUCCUCCGACGGGCCGCCGACCCUCAGCUCAACGAGCGUCUGCACCGCCUCCGCAUCAUGACGUCCACGCUGAAGAUUGAAGACCUCCAACUUCACUGAGUCCCCCGCUCCUCUGAACCUACACCUCUGGAUGUCCCCCCCCUGGACGCAGAGCUCCCAUCGGGAUGUUCAAAUUAGCCUGACGGACAGCAAGAACAGCAAAUGAAAUACUUUCAACUUUUAAACAAAUAAAGUUCCCUGUCUCUGUGUCUCUG